Messenger RNA from Echinostoma caproni, 1002 nucleotides. Lineage: Eukaryota; Metazoa; Platyhelminthes; Trematoda; Plagiorchiida; Echinostomatidae. The record is from the annotation of a GenBank genome assembly.
AUGAAGGCAGGGAAAUUUCGAGCCCAUGUUUCACGUCGAAUUCCACUACCCCUGAUGGAUGAAGUCAAGCGACAGGUCGAACAAAUGUUAAAGGAAGGAAUCAUCGAAGAAACUCGAAGUCCGUAUAACUCACCCGUGCGGCUGGUGAAAAAGCCCCAUGGGGUGACGAAGCCGAGCAAAGUUGACCGGUGCCCAACUGUCGCGAUGAGUCUGGACCAGAGUCCACUAGAAGAUGAUUGCAAACUGGAAAUACCGGAAGAGGAUAUGAAUCAGCCAAUUACCCUGGAUAGUGGAAUCUACGAGGCGAAUAAGCAGAUGACUGAAAAUGGAAAAGAGUUGCCUGAGAUUCGUUGCAGUUCAACAACUUUAUACAAUGGUGUGGAGUUCUCUGAGGAAAAUUCCGCCACAGAGCCUAAAAAUGUCCUAACCGUAUUACAAAACAUAUUGGCUAGAAAUUUCCCGGAGUUCGGCGAUUCCUUCCAUCGUGAAAGAGUCUGUGCCUAUUUGAAGGCAUGUCGUCGUAAUGCGAAAAAGAAAAACGGUGAACCAUUUGUGCGUAUCAGCGCUCGAUAUCUUAGUGCCGGGAUGGCCACUCGGUUAGCUGAACAGAUUUAUCGGAAUGAGAAAAACCAUAUGGAAUCCGUUGUCGGGUACAAGUUACAUGCGAACAACUCACCCGAACAGGCAUCAAAUGAAUCGAUGCCUAACAGUCAGGACGAAACUAUUCCCAGCUCCGUGCAUACGGUACCCGAAGUCGACACACCCAAGACAACUGGUUCGGUUUGUCAGGAAAAUUCCUCUCUUUUUCAACCUCCCACAAUGAUGGGAUCGUCAAGUACUUUUCCAAUCUUAUUCCCAUUACCAGGCAUGACAGAACGUCUAUUUGCGAAAUUUCUCGGACAAACUGCAGAAUUUUUACUCAUGGUUGCCGACAGAAUUGAAGCCGGACAAAGUUUGUUUCCACCAUCCAUCAAUUCAGCCUUGUUGUCUACAUUUAAAUGA